Molecule: messenger RNA, 1227 nt
Organism: Saccostrea cuccullata (small rock oyster)
Lineage: Eukaryota; Metazoa; Mollusca; Bivalvia; Ostreida; Ostreidae
Product: nardilysin-like
Exons: 10
Molecular function (GO): metal ion binding
Source: RefSeq, a predicted model, not a curated record
CUGAAGGACUGUUGCCAUAUCCCACAGUAGGAUUCGAACCCAUAAUGUAAUGAUCAACUCCUUACUGUGGACUAUAAAGCAGAUAGCAGAUGCUCUAACCACUGCCCCACACAGAAGAACAAUUACUUUGACAGGAAUGGAUAUUUAUAUUGAUUGUAUGAUUUUUUUAAUAAUGUUUCUUUAAAUAGGUAAAGAUUGAGUGAUUAUUUUGGUAUUUUGAAGAUAUUUUGCCACAGCAGUGGAAAGUGGCCACAGCUACAAUGGAUUUGAACUGAACACCACUGCCACCCAGUUUGUGGUGAACCUGACCCUUACUGACCGAGGACUUGAACAGUUUGAGGAAGUUCUACUGACAGUUUUCCAGUAUGUACACUUACUGAAGAACAAAGGACCACAGAAGCAGUACUUUGAUGAGAUGAAGAUAGUGGAGGAAACCAAAUUUAGAUUUAAAGAAAAGGGAGAUGCAAUGGAUUAUGUGGAGAAAGUCUCAGAAAACAUGCAGAUAUUUUCCCCAGAAGAUGUUUUAACUGGCAGAGAUUUAAUGUAUGAGUAUGACCCAGAGUCGAUUGUUAAGUGUCUGGCAGAUCUAAGGGCAGACAACUGUUGUAUUUUCCUGUCAUCCAAACAAUUAUCAGAUAAAUGUGACAGACAGGAUAUAAAAUGGAGCCCUGUAAAGUAUGGAGUGGCAGAAAUCAAACCGGAGUGGAUUCAAAGAUGGCAAGACCCACCUAAAAAUCCUGACCUUUGCUUACCAAAACCAAACAAAUCAAUAGCUACAGAUUUCACAUUAGCAGAGGUGGAAGCAAAGUACUGUACAAAGCAUCCUAUCACUCUCUCGGAAAAUGAGUUGUGUACAUUGUACUACAAGAAGGAUAUGAAAUUCAAAGUGCCAAAAGCCUAUGUGUGUGUUCAGUUGAUGUCACCUGUAGCCAGCCAAUCAGUGAAGAGCCAAGGUCUGCUGAAAAUAUUUGAGGCUGUGAUGAACCAUAAAUUGGAUGCCCCUACAUAUCCUGCUAUCAUGGCUGGCUUUGACUACUCAAUCACUGUGGAUGAUACAGGUCUUAAAUUCAAAGUGAAUGGAUUCAACCAGAAAUUACCUGAGCUGUUUGAUCUACUUUUGACGGCUGUUUUUGACUACACCUGUAAUGAUGAGUUGUUUCCAAUCAUGAGAAAUAAAGUGAAGAGGGAGAUUUUUAAUGCCAUUAUCAAACCAGCUGAGCUUGUCAG